CGCUGCACGUCGGACGCGGUCCGAAAGAGCGGGGAAACAUCCGUCCGGUUUGGGCUGAAUUGGAACAGGGACGAUGUUACGCAUUAUCGAUGUAAUGGCGACGUUAUUUAAACAUUUUCAUAAAACGCAGCACUAGAAGAGUCUACCAAUAAGGGGAUACGAAUUUACACCACAUUCUCUUCACUAUACUAUGUUUAAGAGGAUGGCUGAAUUUGGUCCAGAUUCCGGGGGGAGAGUUAAGGGAGUGACUAUCGUUAAACCAAUAGUAUUUGGCAACGUUGCUCGAUAUUUUGGAAAGAAAAGAGAAGAGGACGGACACACUCACCAGUGGACUGUGUAUGUGAAACCUUACAGAAACGAGGACAUGUCUGCGUAUGUGAAGAAAAUACAGUUCAAACUCCAUGAAAGUUAUGGAAACCCUUUGAGAGUGGUCACCAAGCCACCUUAUGAGAUUACAGAGACUGGGUGGGGUGAGUUUGAGAUCAUCAUCAAGAUAUUCUUCAUUGAUCCCAAUGAAAGAUCGGUCACACUCUACCACCUGCUGAAGCUCUUCCAGUCUGACUCCAGUGCCAUGCCCAAGAAAACUGUGGUGUCUGAGUUCUAUGAUGAGAUGAUUUUCCAGGAUCCCACAGCCAUGAUGCAGCAGCUGCUGACCACCUCCAGACAGCUGACUCUGGGUGCCUACAAGCAUGAGACUGAGUUCGCUGAGCUGGAGAUGAGAACACGUGAGAAGCUUGAGGCAGCGAAGAAGAAGACCAGUCAGGAGAUCACAGAGCUGAAGGAGAGACUGAAGGCCAGCCGCGAGACCAUCAACUUCCUGAAGAGCGAGAUUCGCAAGCUGGAGGAGGAGGACCAGGUGAAGGAGCACUGAGAGGUUUGAUCUGUAGCUCUAGAGCAGGGUGGAGCUCCGUGGGUGCCCCAAUGCACGCUGGGAAGUGACACCACCUGCUCCAACCUGACUGGGGAAAUUUGAGCUGUACUUGAGUCCUCCUCCACUCAACUACUUACAGACUGUUUGACCAAUAUGUAGGUCUAAUUGUUUUAAUGUUUGAUAUGUUUCAAAUUUGGGGGAAA
This is a messenger RNA of Megalops cyprinoides (Indo-Pacific tarpon), 1074 nucleotides long. It is a transcript of the gene yeats4, whose product is annotated as YEATS domain containing 4. Bases 191 to 871 code for a protein of 226 amino acids. The transcript is spliced from 7 exons. The record is from RefSeq and is a predicted model, not a curated record. NCBI's taxonomy places the organism in Eukaryota, Metazoa, Chordata, Actinopteri, Elopiformes, Megalopidae. Gene Ontology annotation, biological process: regulation of DNA-templated transcription.